This is a messenger RNA of Megalops cyprinoides (Indo-Pacific tarpon), 4029 nucleotides long. It is a transcript of the gene vars1, whose product is annotated as valyl-tRNA synthetase 1. Gene Ontology annotation, molecular function: aminoacyl-tRNA deacylase activity; valine-tRNA ligase activity; ATP binding. Gene Ontology annotation, cellular component: cytosol. The record is from RefSeq and is a predicted model, not a curated record. The coding region runs from base 109 to 3918 and encodes 1269 amino acids. Gene Ontology annotation, biological process: valyl-tRNA aminoacylation. The transcript has 31 exons. Lineage: Eukaryota; Metazoa; Chordata; Actinopteri; Elopiformes; Megalopidae.
CGUCAAAUCGCAUUGCUUAGCGGCAAGUGGGAGCGAUUCAUGUGGGGUUUUGGGGUUUGCUAAUUUUGAUAGCUAACCUGACGUCUCUUAAAUUUACGUUUGAAGGAGAUGGCCACACUCUAUGUCUCCCCCCACCCUGAUGACUUCAGGAGCCUCCUGGCCCUGAUCGCUGCCGAAUAUUGCCCUUCCCAUCCGCGUGUUAUUACAGAGGACCCACCAGCACAUCUCGCCAAAUCCCGCCCUGCCUUGGUCUUGGCUAGCGGCAACACAGUCCUGACAGGGGCCAAUGCGGUGGGCUGGUUCCUCUCCUCUGAGGCAAAGAGGAAAGGUAAAGAUGUGAAGCAGGAGAGCCAGGUGUGGCAAUGGCUGAGCUUUGCAGAGAACGAGCUGAUUCCCAUCUCCUGCGCUGUGGUAUUUCCCCUGAUGGGAGUCAAGGGAGUGGACAAACAGCUCCAGCAGAGUUCCCGGGCAGAACUGAAGCGAGUCCUAGGCAUUCUGGAUCAGACCCUGCAGCCCAGAACUUUCCUGGUGGGGGAGAGCCUCUCCUUGGCUGACAUUGCAGUGGCCAUGGCCGUGCUGCUGCCCUUUAAAUAUGCCUUGGAGCCCUCUGACAGAAAGUCGAUAAUCAACGUAACCAGGUGGUUCCUUACAUGCAUUAACCAGCCCCAGUUUGUGAAGGUUCUUGGCAAAAUCGCACUCUGUGAGAAAAUGGUUCCAGUUUCACCUCCAACAAGCUCUGCCCCCAAAGCUGCUGCUGCCAACAAUACCGCUGCCAGCGGCCAGCCAAAAACAGAAGCCCAGCUGAAGAAGGAAGCAAAGAAGAGAGAGAAGAUGGAGAAGUUCCAACAGAAGAAGGAGAUGGAGGAGAAGAAGAAACAGCAGCCUCAAACAGAGAAGAAGAGCAAACCAGAGAAGAAGGAGUUGGGAGUCAUUGCAUACAACAUUCCCACCCCUGCUGGGGAGAAAAAGGAUGUGGUGAGCCCUCUGCCAGAUUCCUACAGUCCCCAGUAUGUGGAGGCUGCUUGGUACCCCUGGUGGGAAAAGCAGGGCUUCUUUAAGCCUGAGUAUGGGCGCAAAAGUCUCAGGGAGCCAAACCCCCGUGGAAUCUUCAUGAUGUGUAUCCCUCCGCCAAAUGUGACCGGAUCUCUUCACCUGGGUCAUGCCCUUACCAAUGCCAUUCAGGACUGCCUGACCCGAUGGCACAGGAUGAGGGGCGAGACCACCCUGUGGAACCCGGGCUGCGACCAUGCGGGCAUCGCCACCCAGGUGGUGGUGGAGAAGAAGCUGAUGAGGGAGAGGGGCCUGAGCCGCCAUGACCUGGGCAGGGAGGGCUUCAUCCAGGAGGUGUGGAAGUGGAAGAACGAAAAGGGAGAUCGAAUCUAUCACCAGCUGAAGAAGCUGGGCUCCUCUCUGGACUGGGAUAGGGCCUGUUUCACCAUGGACCCUAAACUGUCCUAUGCGGUGCAAGAGGCCUUUAUCAGAAUGCAUGACGAUGGAGUGAUCUAUCGGAGCAAGAGACUUGUCAACUGGUCCUGUACGCUCAACUCUGCUAUCUCGGACAUAGAGGUGGAUAAGAAGGAGCUGACUGGCAGAACUCUGCUCCCAGUCCCUGGAUACAAGGAGAAAGUGGAGUUUGGGGUUCUGGUCUCGUUUGCGUACAAGAUUGAGGGAUCAGAUGAGGAGGUGAUUGUGGCCACCACUCGUAUUGAGACCAUGCUGGGUGAUACGGCUGUCGCUGUCCACCCCUCCGACCCCAGAUACCAGCACCUGAAAGGGAAGGCAGCCAUCCAUCCAUUCUGUGACCGAAAGCUGCCCGUUGUCUUCGACGAGUUUGUGGACAUGAACUUUGGAACAGGCGCUGUGAAGAUCACUCCUGCCCAUGACCACAACGAUUAUGAAGUGGGAGAGAGGCACAAGCUGGAUUUCAUCAAUAUCCUGGAUGAAAACGGCUACCUCAUCAACGUACCGCCUCCAUUCCUGGGAAUGAAGAGGUUUGACGCGAGGAAGGCAGUGCUGCAGGCCCUGAAGGAUAGAGGACAGUUUAAGGAGGUCAAGGACAACCCCAUGGUGGUGCCUGUGUGCAGCCGCUCUAAGGACAUCGUGGAACCCCUGCUGAAGCCGCAGUGGUACGUCGACUGCAGAGACAUGGGCAAGCAGGCGGCUGACGUGGUCAGGGAGGGCAGGCUCAAGAUCAUCCCCGACCACCACCUCAAGACCUGGUUCAACUGGAUGGACAACAUCAGGGACUGGUGCAUCUCUCGCCAGCUGUGGUGGGGUCACAGGAUUCCAGCGUAUUUCGUCACUGUUGAUGACCCCUCUGUCAAACCUGGAGAGGACAUGGAUGGCCACUACUGGGUCAGUGGGAGGACAGAGGAGGAGGCCAGAGAGAAGGCAGCCAAGCGCUUCGGUGUCCCCGCAGAGAAGAUCUCCCUGAGACAGGAUGAGGAUGUGCUGGACACCUGGUUCUCCUCUGGAAUCUUCCCCUUCUCUAUUUUUGGCUGGCCCAAUGAGACGGAGGACCUGAAUGUGUUCUACCCCGGAACCCUGCUGGAGACGGGGCACGACAUCCUGUUCUUCUGGGUCGCCCGGAUGGUGAUGAUGGGGCUCAAACUGACUGGGAAGCUGCCCUUCAAAGAGGUGUACCUGCACGCUGUGGUGCGCGACGCUCACGGGAGGAAGAUGAGCAAGUCCCUGGGCAACGUCAUCGAUCCGCUGGACGUCAUUACCGGGAUCUCCCUGGAGGGUCUGCAUGCACAGCUGACGGACAGCAAUUUGGACCCAGUGGAGAUUGAGAAGGCCAAGCAGGGACAGAAAUCAGAUUACCCCAGUGGGAUCCCUGAAUGUGGCACAGACGCUCUCAGGUUUGCCCUGUGCGCCUACACCAGUCAAGGGAGGGACAUUAACCUGGAUGUGAACCGGAUCCUGGGCUACAGGCACUUCUGCAACAAGCUGUGGAACGCAGUGAAAUUCGCCAUGAAGGCACUGGGGGAGACGUUUGUGCCAGCAGAAAAGGCACAGCUGUCAGGUGAUGAGAGCGUCUCCGACAGGUGGAUUCUGUCCAGGCUGUGCGCUGCGGUCGGUCUGUGCGGCUCCGGGUUCGAGGCCUACGACUUCCCCGCCAUCACCACCUCCAUCUACAACUUCUGGCUGUACGAGCUGUGUGACGUUUACCUGGAGAGCGUGAAGCCCGUGCUCAGCAAACCGGACGCGGACCAGGAGACACGGAAGCAGGCAGCUGUCUGCAGACAGACGCUCUACACCUGUCUGGAGGUGGGGCUCCGCCUCCUGUCUCCCAUCAUGCCCUUCGUCACAGAGGAGCUCUUCCAGCGCCUGCCGCGCCGACACGCACAGAGCAACCCGCCCAGCAUCUGCGUCACGCCGUACCCUGAGGCCACCGAGUUUUGCUGGCACAGUGAGGAGGUGGACCGGGAGAUGGAGUUUGUGAUGACUGUGGUCAGGACCAUCCGCUCUCUGAGGGCUGACUACAACCUGACCAAGACCCGUGCCGACUGCUACCUGCAGUGCAUCGACGGUGACACCGUGGCCCUGGUGGAGAAGUACCGGCUGCAGAUCCAGACCCUGUCGUACUCCCAGUCCCUCCGCCCUGUCAGCAGCGCUGGGGGCGACGGCGGGGCCGUCCCCGAGGGCUGCGCCGUCGCCAUCGCCUCUGACAGGUGCACCGUCCACCUGCUGCUCAAGGGUCUGAUCGACACAGAGAAAGAGGUGGCCAAGCUGACCUCGAAGCAGGGUGAGCUGGAGCGGCAGAUGGAGAAGCUGAAGGAGAAGAUGGCGAAGAGCGACUACAAGGAGAAAGUGCCGGCCAAAGUGCAGGAGCUGGACGCCGAGAAGCUGCGGCAAAGCCAGAUAGAGCUACAGAAAGUGAAGGAAGCCAUAGACAACUUCAAGAAAAUGAUGUAAUCUUUUCCUUUAACCCCACACUGUCCCUGUUCCCUAGGAAUGUCUUGUCUUCUUUUCACCCUGCUUUAUUGGUCCUAUGCUUAAGUAUGAAAAGUCACAUUCUUAACUGUU